UAAUUAGACGGUCUCGGAUGUUGAUGCAAUGGAGCAGCAAUUGGCAGACCCUACCUUCCAGAAACAAGUGAUUCUACUUGUCUAGGUGGGUCGUGGUAUGGAAACGUUUGGGAACCCCUGACGUAGUGGAGAGCAAGAUAGGGCCGUUGGGAGAGCAAGGACAGUGGAGUGAGGAGCUGCACUUUCUGGUACCGUGGAAGGAUGACCAACCCCCGCCGACAGCUGUGCUGGCGCAGUGUUUUUGUGACUUUCGCAGUCUGUACCGGUACCAUGGCGUCUGGCGAGGAGGACAGAACUGUUGAGGAGAAAGAAACCAACAACAAGAAGCGGACGAAAGGCGCCAUCGCAACGGCAUGGCUCACGUUCUACAAUAUUGCCAUGACAGCUGGAUGGCUUGUGCUGGCUGUUGUCAUGGUCCGGUAUUACCUUCAGAAAGGCACCCAUAAAGGCUUGUACAAAAAUAUAGCAAGGACACUUAAAUUUUCCCAGACAUUUGCACUACUAGAGGUUGGACACUGUGCUAUUGGAAUUGUGCGGACAUCUGUAAUUGUGACGGGGGUCCAAGUAUGUUCUCGGAUAUUCAUGGUUUGGUUUAUUACAAACAGCAUCAGACAGAUUCAGAACGAGGAGAGUGUGAUCUUGUUCGUAGUAGUUUGGACGAUUACAGAGAUCACUCGUUACUCUUUCUACACUUUCAACUUGCUCAAUCAUCUGCCAUACUUCAUCAAGUGGGCCAGGUAUAACAUGUUUAUUGUCAUGUAUCCCUUGGGAGUAAUUGGAGAACUGCUGACCAUACAUGCCGCCUUACCAUAUGUGCGGAGAUCUGGCAUGUACUCCCUGAGGCUCCCCAACAAAUACAAUGUGUCCUUUGACUAUUACUACUUCUUGAUCAUCGUCAUGCUGUCCUACAUCCCGUUGUUUCCUCAGCUGUACUUCCAUAUGCUGCGUCAGAGGAGGAGGGUGCUUCAUGGAGAAAUUGUAGUAGAGAAAGAUGAGUAGAAAUAAACAACUAAUAAAAAACCC
This is a messenger RNA of Sinocyclocheilus grahami, 1023 nucleotides long. Its product is annotated as very-long-chain (3R)-3-hydroxyacyl-CoA dehydratase 1-like. The record is from RefSeq and is a predicted model, not a curated record. The transcript has 10 exons. Gene Ontology annotation, cellular component: endoplasmic reticulum membrane. Gene Ontology annotation, molecular function: 3-hydroxyacyl-CoA dehydratase activity. Lineage: Eukaryota; Metazoa; Chordata; Actinopteri; Cypriniformes; Cyprinidae. Gene Ontology annotation, biological process: very long-chain fatty acid biosynthetic process; sphingolipid biosynthetic process; fatty acid elongation. Bases 202 to 999 code for a protein of 265 amino acids.